Molecule: messenger RNA, 652 nt
Organism: Boleophthalmus pectinirostris (great blue-spotted mudskipper)
Lineage: Eukaryota; Metazoa; Chordata; Actinopteri; Gobiiformes; Gobiidae
Product: beta-crystallin A3-like
Exons: 5
Coding region: 13-603 (196 amino acids)
Biological process (GO): lens development in camera-type eye; visual perception
Molecular function (GO): structural constituent of eye lens
Source: RefSeq, a predicted model, not a curated record
AAAAAGGACAAAAUGGCUCACACAAACACCAUGCCUAUGGGUCCCUGGAAGAUCACUGUCUAUGAUCAGAGGUAUUUCCAGGGCAGACGUAUGGAGUUCACCGCCUGCUGCCAGAACAUCAUGGAGUGUGGCAUGGAGAACAUCCGAUCCCUGAAGGUCGAGUGUGGCGCCUGGGUGGGCUAUGAGCACUCCAGCUUCUGUGGGCAGCAGUUCAUCCUGGAGAAGGGAGAUUACCCCUGCUUUGAGUCCUACAUGGGCAGUAACUCUUACCGCAUCGAGAGGAUGAUCUCCUUCAGGCCCAUUUGCUGCGCUAACCACAAGGACUCCCGCAUGACCGUCUAUGAGCUAGAGAACAUGAUGGGACGUCAGUUUGAGCUGUGUGACGACUACCCCUCUCUGCAGGCCAUGGGCUGGAUGCACAACGAGGUUGGCUCCAUGCACAUCCAGUGUGGCGCCUUUGUGUGCUACCAGUAUCCUGGUUACCGCGGAUACCAGUACAUCAUGGAGUGUGACUGCCACGGAGGCGAGUACAAGUGUUACCGUGAGUACGGCACCCAUGCCCAGACCCCCCAGAUUCAGUCCAUCAGAAGGAUCCAGCACUGAGAGAGGAGCACCCACCCACUUCUCCCCAGUCUUCCUCACCUCGCUCCUG